This is a messenger RNA of Thunnus maccoyii (southern bluefin tuna), 5955 nucleotides long. RefSeq names its product microtubule-associated protein 2-like. Gene Ontology annotation, biological process: microtubule cytoskeleton organization; neuron projection development. The record is from RefSeq and is a predicted model, not a curated record. Gene Ontology annotation, cellular component: neuron projection. Gene Ontology annotation, molecular function: microtubule binding. The transcript has 12 exons. Bases 10 to 4308 code for a protein of 1432 amino acids. NCBI's taxonomy places the organism in Eukaryota, Metazoa, Chordata, Actinopteri, Scombriformes, Scombridae.
GAGUCUGCUAUGAAAGAAGAGGAGCCUCAAGUGGCAUCGCUACAUCAGAAGCAGGUGGUAGUUGAAAGAGCAACACCUGAAGGAGCAGAACUUGCCUCGAUUGAACCUCCACCCUCGUCUGUGAAAGAAAAAGAGCAAUCUGACACCUCCUCAGCCGAACAGGGUAAUCAAGACAAAAAAGGUGGGGUAGAAGAGGCAGCUGAGAGCCACCUUGUUGGCGAGUCAAACGCAAAAGAAGCAAAACAGCCUUCACUUGCAGAAGAGACUUCAGGACUUAUGACAGAAGAAAAAGAGGGAAUUAUCUUGCAAAGCAAAGCAGAAACCCCUGUGAAUGAAAGCAAGGAAAAACUGGGGAUGGAUGAUGGGAUAAACAAGGAGGGCCAAGAUAGUGGCAGUGACAUUAAAUUGCAUGAGACACCUGUGACCAACAUUCACCAAAUGGAUCAAAGGCAAGAAACAGUCAAAUCAAGUCCAGAACCUGGUACAGAGCUGAAAUCCUCAUCUGAUAUUUUUGUCGAACCCAAGUCAGGAUCAGAAACCUACUUUGAGACAUCUUCAAAAAGCAAAGAAGAGGAGUCUCCACAAACUCAGAGCUAUUACGAGCUCAGCACAACAGCAGAGACAAGGUUAAGUGGGGACACUGAAAUUACGCAGAAGUUAGAGGAUCAACAAGAUAGAAAAGUCAGAACCUCUCCCGGUAAGAUGUCAUUAGAACAAAGAAGCCUCUCCCUGAACAUUACAGUUGGGUCCACAGUGGGACAGACUGUGAAGGGAGAGAAGUCAAGGACCUCCUCAGAAAGCAUGUGUCCUAUCAGUGGAAGUUUUGAUGAAUCAGACGUUUACCCUUCAACACCAUCUGUGGAGAGCCAUACACCCAGGUUUCCUCCAGCUGUCUCCAUUACCCCAACUUCCACAGAAUCACCUAAAGAUAUCCCCACUCAGGCAGAAACGCCUUUACCUUCUGAUAAACACAGUUGCAGUUUGGAGCAAUCAAGUAGCCUCUCUGAGAUGUUGGACUUGGCCGGGGCCCUGCCUCCAGGGCCAUCCAUAGAGAGGAGGGAGGUUGAUCACAUGAGACGAAAGUCUGUGCCUGCCAAUGUGUCAGCUCUGGUGGGGAGUUCUUUAGCCAAGCUUGCCUUGGGAGAUCAGACCUCAAGGGUGGUGAGUGGGGAAAGCCAGCUGGAGGAACUGGGCUACUGUGUCUUCAAUGAGUACUCUGGGCCCAUGCCUUCCCCUGCAGAUGUGCCCAGUCCAGGGGACUCUCCUUACCAACGUUUCCCUGCUAUGGAGGGUGAAGUUGAACAGGAGCUUGGACCCACAGAAGAUGAGGGUGUCCAAAAAGGAAUGCAACAAGAAGAUCAUAAAGGAACUGUCCCUGAGAUUUCUCAAAAAACAGUACUUGAAAAGAAAGAUGCGCCAGUAAAGACUACUCUGAUUCUUGAAAAAGCUGUGACAAGUGGAAUAAAACCUGAUCGCCUAAGAAUCCCAAUCAAUACUUCAAAAGACAGACUGACUGAGUUUCGUUUGGAGAGUGGCCUUCCUGGUGACAUAAAGAUCCAAGCAAUCCCUGAGGUAGACGUUGAAAAAGACCCGUCAAGAGAGGCUUCUCCCAUCCCGCCAGACAAUUCCUUUACUUUCACUCCUGCUGAAACUGGAGUUAAGGUUCCCCCGACUCCUGCCACCCCCAAGUCCCCAGAUGAUCCACCCUCAGAAACCCAAGUUAUUGAGGAGAACACUAGGAAAAUCUUAACGGAGGUCAAAGCAGAGAAUGACCCAAAGUCUGAAAGGGCUGAUAAUAAACAGACAGAAUUAGAGAAAGAAAUUCAAAAAUCUAAGCAGGAAGAUUCAGGAGAAAGAAGUGAAGAACCAGAAAUGGUAAAUAAAGACAUACGUUCAGCACCAUCUCAGCCUUCAGGAGAAAGCACAGAAAAAGACUGUAAGACGACUCAAAGUGAACAUGGGACACCUACAAGAUUAGAAGGAAUAGAAAUUCAAGAGACCUCAAAAGUUGUUCUGGAUUUAAGCACUAAAAAGCCCUUAGAUGAGAAAGUGUCCCAAAUUCAGUUGCAGGAGGUAAAACCGGAAAAAGACUCACCAAAGCCACAGAUAUCCUCCCCAGUCAUCAUUAUACCUCAAGCACAAGUAGAGGAAGAAGCAGAGGAAGAGGACGAUAUUGAGAUUGCUGAAGAGCCUCAAGAGAUAAUGGAGGAAGCUGAAGUGCCUGUAAUCUUCAAGACAGAUCAAGCUGAAGUUGGAAAGGAACAGCAAAAGAAAGAAGGGGUGAGGCUGCUGGAAGUUGCUCCAAUGGUGGAUGACGAUCCCAAGUCUGGUGCAGAAGAAUGGAGUCAUAGUGCACAAAACAGUGAUGAUGGGGAACCUGCGACAGACAGUUCACACUUGUCUCCAUGCUCUGACCAUGACGUACCACAGCCACCAGAGGAAAGAGAUAGAAAUGAGGACAUGGGAGAGGAUAAAGUUGUAGGUAACUCACAAAAUAGGGAUGAAGGGAAGAAAGAGGAGGAUGAGGGGGUAAAGAAAGUCCUGACAGAAGAGGAGGAAGUGGGGCAGACUGGUUCUGGAGAAGUAGCUGAAGAGAAAGAGGAGAAAACGGUAGAGAAAGAGGAUGAAGGGAAGGAGAGGACGGGUGAGAAGGAGGAUGAGAAAGACAUUGAGAUUGGUCAAGAGGUGGAAGAGACCUCUGAUGGGCUCUGCCAGACCAGUCAGGCAGUUAAUGAUGAAACCACCAUGGACGUCUCUAUCCUAGACACAGACAGUGGCUGGAUGAACUCACAAGAUGAUGACAAAAGUAUCAUGACUGAGCAAAUCGAAGCCCUUCCUCAGACCCAGAGUCCUACCAGUAGACCUGUGGUGGACAGACCCGCUAAACGGGCCCCUGGCAGAGGAAGGGGUCACCCUAGCACCACUGAGAGUAAAGUGUCCCGCAAAGUACCGAGCCACCAUCCAAGAGAGGAGAUGAAGAAGAAAAAAGUAGGCAUACGGAGGGCUGACCAGAAUAAGGUGUCAGCCCUCCAAAUUCGUUCUCCAUCUCGAAAGAGUGUAGCCAAAGUGGUGGCCAGACAUCCUAGGCCCGCUCUGCUUCACGGCUCUGCUAGACGCAAGGCCACAGGUAUGGAAAGCCAUCAGCCCCUCAGUGUCCACCAGUCCAGGGAGAGACCCACUUCUCGACAGAGAAAAUCAAGCCCCACUCGGGCUGUUCUGUUAAAGAUGGCAGCUCAGCGUCGGGGGUCCGAUCACCAGCCCCCCCGGCCCGGCUCUGCCUGUAGCCUUAAACGGAGCCCCCUGGUGGCGGCGGAGCUCUGCGAGGCCCGCCCUUCCUCUGCAUGCUCCCGUCCGUCCCCUCUGCCUAACAAAUGGGCAGAGAAGGAGAGAGCAUACCGCAGCCCAGAGAAGAGGUCAUCCCUCCCCAGGCCUGCCAAGUCUCUGACACGCCACAUCCCUGCUGCUGAACAAGAUGACAACAGCAGCCCCUCCAGGCCAACCUGUACAGACUCACGUUCCCGGGCAGUCCGUAGCGGCGCCUCCACCCCUGGCUCCUCCGCCGUCACGCCCGGCUCACCCCCUAGCUACUCCUGCCGCACCCCUGGUUCGCGCACCCCUGGUAGCCACACACCCAAGUCCUUCAGCAUCCUCCAGGAGAAGAAGGUGGCGGUCAUCCGAACCCCGCCCAAGUCGCCGUCCUCCACCCAACGGCAGCUGAAGGUUCUCAAUCAGCCCCUGCCUGACCUGAAGAAUGUAAAGUCCAAGAUCGGCUCAACCGCCAACAUCAAACACCAGCCGAAAGGAGGACAGGUCAUGAUUCCAAGUGUUAAACUGGACUUUAGCCACGUUCAGGCUAAAUGUGGCUCGCUGAACAAACUCCAGCACACAGCAGGCGGGGGAAACGUCCAAAUCCAGACCAAGAAGAUAGAUUUGAGCCACGUCACCGCCAAAUGUGGCUCUAUGUCCAACAUCCACCACAGACCAGGGGGAGGUCAUGUGCGAAUUGAGAAUGUGAAGCUUGACUUUAGAGACAAGGCCCAUGCCAAGGUCCGCUCCCUGGACAAUGCCAGCCACAUGCCCGGAGGGGGGAACGUUAUGAUCGAGAGCCACAAGCUGUCCUUCCGGGAAUCAGCCAAAGCUCGGGUUGACCACGGCGCAGAAAUCGUCGUCACCCACUCCCCAGGGGUCGAGACUGGAGGCACUUCCCCUCGCCUGUCCUCCGCCGGCAGCAUCAACCUCCUGGAGUCACCCCAGCUCUCUACGCUGGCCCAGGAUGUCACCGCUGCCCUGGCUAAGCAGGGCUUAUAAGCCGCCUGCUUCCACUUCCUCGGAUAUCCUCAAAAAUCCACACCAUUUCUCCUUUCCCCAUAAGUCUUAUUUACUCAUAAGCAUCCAGUGUUCUCCCACGGUCCUUCACUGCAACAUGACCCCCAAACACACUCUCACUAAAACCCACAGGUUAUACACUUGUAGUUGAUUGACUGUCUCGUCCAUCAACAACCCUUCAAACCCUUCAAACUGAAUUCUAAGAUUAUUCUUCAUUCACUCCCUGAAAAGGGCUAGAGCCCGCUCACACUUUGUUUUUUCAUUCAUUUUUUGGUCACUCAACUACGAACUUUUCUGUUUUGUUCUAGAUAGGCUGAGUGCUAAGGUUUGAGUGGAUGUGUUUGUCUAAGAAGGCGUUGUCGGUUUUACGAUUGUACAGUGAAUUUUUUAGCAUGAAAAGCAUCACCGCAUUCCACUUGUAUGGGGAUAAACGUCAUGCAUAAUGUCCAUUCAGAAACAUGAACGGUACUGAAUGCAAGAUAUAGCUACUAGAUACUAGGCUCUUGUCUGAAAGAUACAACUAUGUGAGAGACUUAAGAAACAUGGCGUGUAACUGUACCUGCGAGAGAAUGGCUGAUGGGCAUGUCUGCUAAAAUGUGACAUUUUAAGUCAUGAAUUUUUGUUUGCUCGUUGGCUGGUUUUAUGAUUUCCUGAUACGUGCUGAAUUGUUGGACAAAUUGUGUUCUCUUGUUUUAUUUUUUUUUUUAUAUAUAUAUGUCACUGUAGUGGAAGUUGUUGCAGUUUUUGUACGUUCCCUGUGGCUGCACUGGCUUAUUAGCACUUAAAUGUGGAUAACCAUUGCAGUUAUGUCGCUAAAAUGCUAGCUUUCCAAUAGAUCUCUUCUUUUUUUUUUUUUUUUUCUUCUCUGCAAACCAAUGGGCUGCUCUCUUUUUUGUUUGGUUUUACGUUAGCUCUGUGGUUUUAUUAGGCUGCAACAACGCUGUUAUGCUGGCAUGGCAAAUAAAUAAUAAAUAAAUUAGAUCUAUUUGGAGCAAUCUUAAACUUUUCAGUGUGAGUGUUAAUGGCCAGGGUGCAUCCUAGUGUCCGUACUGUGAGGUCACAACCUGUGGUCAGAUCCCUCACACUCCUUUGACCUUUCCCCGUCUGCAGAAACUGGGUUGUACAACAGCUUUGAAAGGGCAAAGAGCCCCACAGUUUGAUACGAAAGUGGAAAGUCUGAAGCUUUAUACUGUAUGAAAACAUUCCAUUUGAAAGAGCAGCUACCCGGCCCUUUUGUGAGAUCGAACCUGCGUGGCUGUUUUGAACGUGUAACUUUACAGAUGACAUAGAGAUGAAGAAUGGGGAAAACCCUCAACUUGCAGCUGUUAGAAUUCAUUUAAAAAAAAAAAAAAAAAGAAUAAAAAAAGAAAACUGUUCUAGCAUAUUGUCUGCUCACCAUUGUGAAACUUCUCUGCCCCCCCAGUCCUCCUCCCCCUGAUGUCAGCUACCCCCUCCAGUGUUUUUCUGUGCUCCCUCUUGCCUCCCUCCUCCCCCGGCCCCACUUUGCCUGUGUAAGUGUAUUUAAAAGACCAUGUAGAUGUGUGCACACUUUCCGAUGUUUGAGACAUACUGAUGACAAAUGCUCCUACAGGAUGAUGACGACAGAAAUAAAGAAAAUAAAAAAUGGUA